Molecule: messenger RNA, 2019 nt
Organism: Thunnus maccoyii (southern bluefin tuna)
Lineage: Eukaryota; Metazoa; Chordata; Actinopteri; Scombriformes; Scombridae
Gene: ncf2
Product: neutrophil cytosolic factor 2
Exons: 16
Coding region: 380-1870 (496 amino acids)
Biological process (GO): superoxide anion generation
Molecular function (GO): protein binding; superoxide-generating NADPH oxidase activator activity
Source: RefSeq, a predicted model, not a curated record
CUUUAUAAUCUCCAGUAUGCUGUGUUGGAAAUGUAUACAUCUAUAAAAUUAUAUUGACUCAGGAAACGUUAUUUAGUGAGAUUUGUUCGAUAGAUGCAAGAUAUAGACGCACAUUGUUUAACUUUAAUUAGAAGAUGCAAUCUUUCAUGUACUUCUUGGACAGUUCUGUUGAUAAAUAAUAGGUUAUGCAGACAAAAUCAGUCGCACAAAUGUGUAUUACAAACGGCUUGACGUUAGUUUACCUUAGCAGCGAGCAAAUGCUAGGUUAGGUUGUAAAUUGGCUCGAAAAAAAAGUUACUCACCAUUAUCCAGCUUGGCGAUUUGAGGCAACCUAUAAGCACUGACAAGUUGAUCUAAGGUGUGCUCCUAACCGGCAACCAUGUCUUAUGUGGACACUCUGCGUCAGUGGGACACGGCUGCAACUUUUGUCGACAAAAAAGAUUUUUCAGAAGCACUCAAGAUCUUUUUGUCUAUCCAAGAUCCAAACUCCAAAAUUCACUUUAACAUUGGCUGUCUCCAUCUUCUGAACCAAGACCUGGAUGCUGCCGAAAAGGCAUUUGAUUGCAGCAUACGCAAGGAUGAGCACCUGGCUGUUGCCUUCUUUCAAAGAGGAAUCACUUUUUACAAAAAGACGAGGUAUGAGGAGUCUUUAGCUGACUUCCAGCAGGCCUUCAAGGCUCUAAGAAGCAACCAUCUGAUAGAUUACAAAGCACUUGGUCUCAGAUACAUAUUAUAUGCAUGUGAUGUUCUCCACAAUGUGGCCCUGGCUGAGGCUCAGCUGGGUCACUGGGAAAAAGCCCAUGAAAACCUUGUGAAGGCUCUCAACUACAAGAUAGAGGCCAAACUCAAUAUGAUUGACAAAGCUCUGGACUCCACCCUGAAACAGAAGCUUUUCAAACCAGUUGAGUUCCCAAAAAAUGUGCUUUUUAAACCAAAUAAGCACUACGUCGCUCAGUUAGAGGAGAAGGACUACCUGGGCAAAGCAAAGGUUGUUGCCUCAGUCAUUCCUCAGGAUGCCUUCUCUGGAUUUGCCCCCUUACAGCCACAGGUUGAAGAUGGUCCCACCGAUGGUCCAAAAGAACCCGAAGUUCUGAGGGCUUUGGAAGGGGAACCCCACACUGUCCUGUUUGAGUUUGUUCCUGAGACCAGUGAUGAGUUGGCUGUAGUGCCGGGCAACAUUGUGUUUGUACUGCAGAAGGGUGAUGACAACUGGGCAUAUGUGAUCUUCAACGAAAGAAGGGGACUUGUUCCUUACAAUUACCUGGAACGUUUGGAAAUUUCCUUGGCUUCUAAACAGAACGGGGGAACAUCUGGAUCUCAAAGUCGAGAACCACCAACCAGACCUGAAAGGAUACCAGGUCUUACUCCAAGUGGAAGCAGUGGAGACUUACAACCUAUGGCUGCACAGUCUACUGACAAUUCAUAUAUUGUCAAAGUCCGUUACACAUUCACCUUUGUAGUCUCUGUAUCACCUGGGUGUUCCUAUGAGACACUGAUUGAGAAAAUCAGUGAGAAACUGAACCUCUCUUCUGCUUCAAUCACCUUGAGUUUAACCUCUGAGGCAACUGAGGAAAGUAUAAUCAAUGCCAACACAGAUAUGGAAAGUGUGUGGAGUCGUGCCAGCGGCAGGCACAUCACCUUGUGGUGCAGCACCAAGGACCAAACUGAUGGAAAGCCACAGAACGUGAUUCACUUGGUGGCACUUCACUCCUACGAGUCAUCAAAUCCUGAGGAUCUCAACUUUCAGCAAGGAGACACAAUCACAUUCCUCUCCAGAGUCAACCAGGACUGGAUGGAAGGACAGUGUAAUGGGAAGACUGGUAUAUUUCCUGCACCCUUUGUGGAAGAAGUCCCUGUGAAUGGCCAGUGAUCGAUGUAAAUGUGACGCUAAAAGUUACUAAAACCAGUAUUAGAGUUUUGUGGCUAAUGCUAAAAAAGUUUUAUGAUGAACCACAUUUUGUUAAUUGGGACCUACACAUUUCUUUAAUUAAUAUUUAUAUACUUUUCAUUUUUUCAUUA